AUGUAAACAAAUUAAAAUACCUCAACUAAUUUAUUGCUGUAAAAUAAAAAAGAAUUGUUUCAUAUAUAACUUCGAAAGGAGAAGAGAGAAGAGAUCUUUAAAUCAAAAAGAAUAAUAUAAAAAUAAAAUGAAACACCAGAACACAUCUAAUUAAAUCCUGAAGUAAGAAAUUUAAUUAAAAUUAGUAAUUAGAUUAGUACAUUACAGAAUUGAUGAAAGAGUGUAUUGAUAUCUACAGAAAUAGAUUACCAGAUGAUUUUGAAAAGAUGUUGAACAAUUUAAAGAGAUUAAGAAAAUUACAGAAUUUGGAUUAACGAGGUGAAGCAUUUGCUCUUUGUUUGUUUAAGAAUGAUUUUAUCGAGUAAAAGAUUAGUGUGAUGUAGAUAUAUUCUUGUUCUAUUGAAUGAGCAAUUCGAUCAUGCUUCUUAAUUAUAAGUGGAAGGAGCUACAAUUUUAGCUAAUUUUUUUGGUAUAAUGGAUAAAAAUUAACGAUUAUACUUUUCUUCAUACUUGCCUAUGUUGAAUGUAUUGAGUGAUGUGAUAACUAAGAAUUUUGGGAGAUUGCUAAUUUCAAAGAAUGCUUCUUUAGUUGAUUCAGUAUGAUUGAACUUAAAUUUUAGUGUUUAUAUGCUUUAGGGAAUGCAUUUUAUGAUUAAUAAAUAUUGGUUCAAAAAUUCAAAUAACAUUUUGGUUUAAAACAUUUGUUAUAAGUAUCAAUGCAUUUGAAUACAGUUGUUUGGGUAUUAGAUACUCUAACAGGAAAUAGAGAAUUUCUAAAUAAAGAAGAAUUAGAAUUAUCAUUAUAAAUACUGGAUAAAUAGUUAUAAUCAAAUGACGUUGAAAACUUUAUUCAUAGUUUAAGUGCAUUAAGAAAUAUAAGUCAAUAUUAAAUAGAUGCAAUACCAAUGAUAAUUAGUUUGAAUUCAUUUCCUAAAAUUAUUGAGAUAGUAUCUUAAAAAUAAGAUUUAAUACAUCUUCAUUCGACUUCCUUGGAAAUAAUUUUUGCAUUGAGCACUAUGAAUGAUUAUGAUUAAGUUAAGAAGUUGGACAAUAAAUAUAAUUUAAUGGAUAUUUAUGUUACAUAUUUAUCUUCUUAUGAAAAGGAAUAUAGAUUGAAAUCAAUGAUAUCAUUAACUAAUUUAUGUAAUCUGAAUGAGAGUUUUGCAAUUCAAUUAUCUAAGAUGCCUUAUGUGAUAGAAAAGAUCAUAUCUAUAACAAUUUAGACUGAACAAUAAUAAAUUUUAAAUGGAAUCAACUUAAUUUACAGUAUGUUAUAAUAUGAAAAGAUUGAAAUGAAUUAAACUUUCAUUAAUAAUAAGAUUUUAAGUUUAAUAUCACGCAUUUUGGAAUAUCUAAAUAAUGAUAUUCUUAUAUAUACAUUGAAAUCUUUAUGGAUCUUAUUGCAAUCCAUUGAAUAUUAUACAGCAUCACUUUAAAUUCCAGGAGAUGAUAAGAUUAAAUCAUAAGUAUAUAUGAUGAAUCAAUUAAAUGUACACAAUAUAUAAGAUAAAUUGUUAACUUUAUACCAAAAUGUAAACAAUUAAGAAGUUAGAGAUUGGAUUGAUGAAUGUGUGAAUAUUUUGGAGAAGACCCAAAAUGACAUUGAAAAUUAUUGA
Paramecium pentaurelia is the source of this 1616-nucleotide messenger RNA. The record is from the annotation of a GenBank genome assembly. Lineage: Eukaryota; Ciliophora; Oligohymenophorea; Peniculida; Parameciidae.